Messenger RNA from Cydia splendana, 4181 nucleotides. RefSeq names its product DNA-directed RNA polymerase III subunit RPC3 (gene Polr3C). Gene Ontology annotation, molecular function: single-stranded DNA binding. Gene Ontology annotation, biological process: DNA-templated transcription. The coding region runs from base 146 to 1657 and encodes 503 amino acids. The record is from RefSeq and is a predicted model, not a curated record. Lineage: Eukaryota; Metazoa; Arthropoda; Insecta; Lepidoptera; Tortricidae. The transcript is spliced from 11 exons. Gene Ontology annotation, cellular component: RNA polymerase III complex.
ACAUGUUCGACAUGGGAAGAAAUCAUUAUAAUUGUAUUACUUAUGUAGAAAUCUUCGUGCUAUUUCAUCAACAUAAUUGAUGAUCAACUUUAUUACUUUAGAAAAUAGAAAAAUAUCUGUUUAAGAAUAUCCAGAAAAACACAUAAUGUCUCACCAACUUGGUCGUGUAGUUUCGGAGAUUCUCCUUCGCUAUUACGGUGAAAUAGUGCAGCAGGUCGGAAACGACCUAUUUUCCUAUGGAACUCGCCCUCUGGCAGUAAUAACCAGGAGCACAGGAUUGCCCAGAUCGCAGGUUAUAGAAAGUCUCCGAACACUAGUGAAGUAUGACUUGGCCACUUUUGAGCCGUCAGCUAAUGAAGUUAUUGCCGACUACCGGCUCAUCCCUGAGAAUGUGCUUCUUCUCAUUAGAUACCCUAGGUACCUCCUACAGAUGAAGACCAAGUAUGGCAGUGAAGCAGAGCUCCUGGUGGAAGAGCUGCUUCAGAUGGCCACUGCCACUGCCCAUGUCCUGCUCUUUACUAUUGCCAACAAAUACAAGGAUGAUAAGGAAAAAAACAUUUCAAUAAUAACACUAAAAGACACAUUCAUCAGCUUAGCCACUGCGGGCUACAUCCAGCAAGCUCCAGUGGCUGAGAUGAAGGAGGGCUCCGAGGUUCCAAUCCUCACACCAGUGGCGACUAUAGUGCCCGAGCUUGACAGCAGGGUGCUGUUACAAGCUAUGACAGCAGGCAGCCUGGCUGACGUCAAUGAUAAUGUGUACUGGAAAGUGAACUACGACAGAUUCCACCUGGACUUCAGAGACGACGUCAUGAUCAAAGCCAUCACACGGCGCAUCGACGAGAAUGCGGGCGAGCUGAUGCGGCUAAUGCUGGAGCAGAUGUACCUGUCGUCGGCGCCCUGGGCCGCGGAGUCCAACCCCGCGCCGGCGCCCGACCUGCGCGCCUCCUGCCGCCGCCUCGACCGACCGCUGCUGCAGCAACAUCUCGAACACUAUACGAGAGUUUUAGAGGAGAACGGGUGCGGGUUCAUCCGUCGCGCCGCCGACGCGGGCGGCGGCGCGUGGGUGGUGCGCGCCGCGCGGGCGGCCGAGCAGCUAGCUCACUCGCUCCUAGACCACGUGGUCACCGAGAGGCUCGGGGAUAAGGCCGCUAGGAUAUUCAGAUUAAUUCGCACUAAGAAAUACAUAGAAGAAGAAGACAUCCAGAAAUACGCCAUGCUUCCUAACAAAGAAUGUAAAGAACUCACCUACAAAUUAUUAGAAGAACAUUUCAUCAGCGUACAGCCGAUGCGAAAAGCGGCAUCUGCUGGUGGAAUGGCGAAGGCUGUCUACCUUUAUCACAUCGACUUGCAUGACGUGGCGCUAACGUGCACGGAGAUGUGCUACCGCUCGCUGCACAACGCGGCGCGGCGCGCGGCGCACGAGCGCGCGCAGCACGCGCGCCUGCUCGCCAAGCGGCGCCGCGUGCGCAGCAUCGUGCACGGCAUGCGCGCCCGGGGGGAGGCCGAGGCGAAUAUCGACGAUGUUGAAGAAACCAUAACGCCGCCGGAGCACCUGGUGCUGCAGGGCGUGGAGAAACGGCUGAAACAGCUGAGCGUCGCGGAAUUGGAACUGGACAAGUCGCUGUUCAUACUCAAGUGGUUUCUCUCCUACUCUUAAUAAAUUUUUGUGGCCUGGCGCGGACGUCUUGUUUGGCUGGGUGGCAAUGAAUAUUUUAACUGACGCGCCGCUAAUUAUGAUGUAAUUUAUCAGAAUGAGAUAUGAGGCAAAUAAUCUGGGAAUAGUUGUAAUUCUUACUUAACAAAAAUGUACGUUUCAACGCUUGCACGUUUACUCUAAGGGCUGAUUUAGACGGCACGCGAUUUCGUAUGCGAUUUUAGUUACAUUGAAGACUAUUGGUUACAUCCAAUUCAGCCGACCAAUCAAAUACCGCAAUGUAAUGAAACUCGCAUGCGAGUUCUCGCACCAUGUAAAUGGGCUUUAACCCAUUCAGGGCCAGCGACUCAGCGUAUGGGUCAUGCUCAAACAGUUCCGCAGGGCCAGUGACUCACAUGUGAGUCUUGAAUAAAUUCUGAUUUAAACUUAAACGAAACGUAAUUUGAUGUAAUAACGUAAGUAUCAUAUCAGCUAACAACCAUUUCUAUAAGGUAUAUUAGGUUAAAAAAUUAUAAACACGUAUUUUUAAUGAAAACAGGGUCUAGAAUAUUCAAGUUUGGUUUACUAUCAGUGCAAUAUAGUAAAUAUACUGAAAUUCUAGAUACAUAUGCGAUGCAAGCAAACAGAAAAAUCCAUAUUUAAAUAAAACAAAAAAUAUAUAUAUUUCAGAAGUUAUUGACAUGGCUCAAGGUAUGGGUCACCGUGGCCGGGCGCUACUUGUAAAAACUACUAAUGUUUCCGUAGCAGGCUAAAAUAAACUUUAUUGGCUGGUUUUAAAGCUUAUUUCAUGUUGAAGCUGGUUGAUAUUGUACCAUUUUACAACCGAUUACUGUUUGGAUGAUGGUAAGCCACAUUUUGUCGGAACCAAACCGUAGUAUAAUAAUAUUUUGUUUUGUAUGAGGGGUAAGGCAACUAGGAUUUUCUCCCACUGUACUUUUAUGUCAUAAUAUUUGGUGAUCGUUGUAUUGUAUCUUAGGCAAUUACCUACUAACAAUGAUGUUAAGGUUCAUUUUUUUCGUUUCAAUAUAAAACAAGGCGGUUGAAACAGUCAUCACUAACUAAUAUGUAUUGUAUUACAAAUAGUUCUUUAAAACAUCAUAGUUUCUACGGCAGAUUAGAAAGUAAGUACUAUAAUACAUUUUAAGUUCUCUAUUGUUACUAAUAUAAUGGCGUUUACCAAAACAAAGCUAAAUGACCGACGAGGUGUAAGCUUAUCGGACACACUUGGACACAAUAAACAAGGAAUGCAUCCGAGCGGCGGCGGCGGUAUUAUCUUUCAUGUGGUAUUUGUCACAAGAGUUCAAGAAGUGAUUCAUCCCAUCCCCCCUAUGUGAGAUGUAUUCUGGAGUAACAUGGGAAAUAUUAUUUAGUCACGAUUUAUUCGUGGGCGACUUUAUACUCCUCCUGUGCUGUUUAGUGAUUUCGUAUUUUGUGACUAUGGCUAUGGAUUACCGGAAUUUGAACCCGCCUAACCAAACUGCAAUAAUUAGUUUUUUUAUAGGCACAGAAAAACGGUGGUUAGUAAAAAUGUUGCAUAAUGCUGUUCAACUGGCCGGCUUCAUAAGCGGCGAUUUAUUUACCGUGCGCGCCAGGCUCGAGACCCAUAAGCUGAGUCAUACGUUUUAGCUAAAAACGGUUUGUAUGGUGGCCCGGCGUAUUGUGUACGCUCAGCGGUUCGUGGCCAUGAAUGGGUUAAGGGCUCUUUUAGACGGCGCGCCAACUGGCAUGCGAUUUUAAUUUUUAACAUUUCGGACUAUUGAGAUUACACCCAGACUACUAGUCAAAUCAGUUUCUUUUUUCGAACUGUCAAAACGAUUCUGCUACUAUGGAAUUUAUAUGAAACCCUAGCAUGUGACGUCACAAUCAAAUUACCUACUCUUUAUAGUUUUAUACGGGUUUUAAAAUAGAAAUUGUGUCUAAAAAUAACUGCUGUCUUCGUUUCUCUAUUAAUCUUCUGGUGCUUUAUUUCAUGCAUGGUGUAAAAUAUUUUUUUUAAAUACAGCCAAAUACCCUAUUCAGCCGAUUGCCGAUCACAUACCACAUUGUAAUGAAACUUGCAUGCGAGUUCUCGCACCGUCUAAAUGAGCCCUAACUCUGCGUUUGCGUAGUUUGAAGUUUUCCUUACUUCGAUAAUCAAUCUUCGUGUUGAUAAGAUAACCCUUGCCCUGAGGAUCGCUGGUUCACCACUUUUUCCACAUGUUUUACAUUUAUGGUUGACGGUGACGUUAAUUACGUUGUACUGAAAAUACACUGUGUAUUAUAUUUUUUAACUAGGUUUACUCUAAGUCAAUAAAAAACUUUGAUAUGUUCUUAAAACUUUAUUUCACCCCAAUGAAACUCAUCGAAACGAAUACAACCUAAUAGUGUGCCGUUAUCAGUUAUAAUUACAAAACUCUCGACUAUCUACAGAAACAGUCGCUUUCAACAUAAUUGAAAUGAAAUACGAUAUUUUGAAGCAAAUUCUACCCUGAGUUAAUUCAGUUAAACCAUAUGGACGAAUAAAACAAGAAGACAGACAUGUCUACUA